AGAUUCCUGGCAUGUGGGGUUAAAGGACCACUGCUACUUAAACUUGUUCCAGCUGGAGUGAAAUUCCUGCUGAAUUCUUCAGUUCUUGUGGUUUACGAGCGGGUCUCUCUUCAGUCUCCUGCUCCUGCCCCCUCUGAGGUUAUCAGGUGGGAAUGUAACUUUAUCCGCUCUGUACGGAACGCUGACCAAAGCCGUCUGGAGGAGGACGGCAGGCUAAAGUUAGGGAGAGUAGAGGACUGGUCACUGAGUGCACAGAUCACUUCCUCAGGCGAGAGAGAGACAGAGAGAGAGAGAGAGAGAGAGAGAGCACUUAAAGGACAAAACAACUCGUGCUGCCUCAGUUUGCAUUGUGCAACUCUGUACGACACAUUUGGAGGUGAUUUCCGUUCAGCUGGGUUUUGCUCUCCUCCCUUUUACUCACUUUCUCCUCCUCUGAAGAGAGAGAGAGAGAGAAGACUAGGAGAAGCGUGGUAACAGAGAUCCUCACAUGUCUCAGCAGGAUCAGCGGUUCAGGAGAAGAGCGAACGCGAGGUGCAGUGAAUGCAGCUGUGUGCUCUCUUACUGGUACUAUGAAAGGAAUGGAGAGGUGUUCUGUAAGAAAGACUACUGGGCUCGCUUUGGGAAACAGUGUCGAGGUUGCUCAGAAAUCAUCACCACCGGCGUGAUUAUGGUGGCUGGAGAGCACAAGUAUCAUUCAGAAUGCUUCAUCUGUGAAAAGUGUAGCAUGUUCAUUGGAGAUGGGGAUUCAUACACGUUAGUGGAGCACUCCAAAUUAUACUGUGGCCACUGUUACUAUCAGUGUGCAUCAGUGAGGCAUCCAGGUGCAGACUGCUCCAGGCUCCCUCAUACAGUGGCGUUGGUGUCAUUCCCUCCCUCAGCAGAAGGCAGGAGAGGUCUUUCUCUGAGUGUGGAUCAGUGCUCGGUCAAUGGAAACAGCCCCAUUAUCACAGUAUCUCAAUUAGACUCAUGCAGCAGUCUGGAGAUGAAGGGCCUGAUUCAUGUUGGAGACUCUGUUCUUGAGAUCAAUGGCAUCUCUGUCCAGAACAUUCCACAUAAUGAGAUUGACAUGAUGAUUCAUGACAUUGAGCGCUGCCUGAAGCUCACUGUAGAGCACAACCCUAAUGGCCUCCACAAUCAGGAAGAUCCAUUUGAACCACUGAAAGAAGAGUCAGACCGACCAGGAAAACUGGACAUCUUCCUUCCUCAGAGUCAUAGUCCCCGGCAACGCUCCAGACACAUUCUACGGAGCUGCAGCAUAGAUAAAACUCAGUGUACACAAAGCCACUUGCCACUGCUUUCUCACAGAAGAGACAUUAAUCGCUCAGAGUCUUUACGUAUCGACCCUGUUGACAAGACACAACGCAUCUUCCGCCCCUCUGACCUCAUAUAUGGAGAGGUUCUGGGAAAGGGCUUCUUCGGACAAGCCAUUAAGGUGACGCAUCAGGAAACGGGUGAAGUCAUGGUGAUGAAGGAACUUUUGCGUUUUGAUGAGGAGACCCAGCAGACGUUUCUCAAAGAGGUAAAAGUGAUGCGCUGUCUGGAUCACCCAAAUGUGCUGAAGUUCAUUGGCAUCUUAUUCAAAGAUAAACGACUGAACCUCAUCUCUGAAUAUGUUCCAGGAGGGACACUGAGGGAAACAAUACAGAAAAUGGACAACGAUUAUCCCUGGAAUCUCAGAGUAAGCUACGCAAAGGACAUCGCUGCAGGAAUGGCCUACCUGCAUUCCAUGAAUAUUAUACAUCGAGAUCUGAACUCCCAUAACUGCCUUGUUAAAGAGAAUCAGACUGUGGUGGUGGCUGACUUUGGGCUGGCCCGGCUCGUGAGGGAGGAUAAACCCCUUAGACGGAACUCUACUCCUGAACAAAUGUCCAGUCUGAAAAAGCCACAAAGGAAGAAAAGGUAUACAGUAGUGGGGAAUCCAUACUGGAUGGCACCAGAGAUGAUUCGAGGAAUAAGUUAUGAUGAACGAGUUGACAUCUUCUCUUUCGGAAUCAUUCUGUGUGAGAUUAUUGGUCGAGUGUAUGCUGAUCCAGACUAUCUACCUCGCACUAUGGAAUUUGGACUGGGAGUGAACGAAUUUCUGGAGCGCUACUAUCCCACCGAAUGCCCACCUUCCUUCUUUCCUCUUGCUGCUCUUUGCUGUGACACGGAAAUAGAAAAACGUCCCACAUUUGCAAAGUUAGAAGAAUGGCUGGAGAACUUGCUGAUGCAUCUGGACAUUGGUCUUCCUCUAAUGUCAGAACUGGAGAAGGUGCGGCAAGCAUUUUGGGAGAAACAUAGCCAGUCUCAGCGGGGUAAUGGAUUUCUGUGUAAUCAAAAGGGGACUCCAGUAUGAAGCCAAAGGUGAACGGUGCUGUGAAUGGUUGACUUCAGGAGUUCAGCUUCCUACUGUGUGACUUAAGUGUAGACAGGCACUGUAGCACCAUCAAUAUAUCAUUCAGCAAAAAGACUAGAAUUUAACAAAACAUUGUUGGUAAAAGACUGUUCUCAAAACUAUACCACAGGUGCAUUACCAUAUUGUAGGUACGCACGCUCUCAUUUUUUUGUCUACCCUCUAUACUUAAGUGAUAAAUACUGUGAAACCAUGCAUCAAACUUGAGGUAUAAACUGGAUGAGACUGUAUUUGUUAAAUGUAGCAUAUAACUGUGUAUAAUUUAUUUCAAAUUGACCUUUCUACAACAGUGUUUAAAAAGAAUGGAUGUUUUAUUUUCUUCCACUUCAAUAAAUACAAUGGAAAUUUGUUCACACAAUGUAGAGUCAUAGAAACAAUGUAUUUAGAAUUAUUUUUGCAGACUUUCAUUAAAAAACCAGUAUUGAUAUGUUUCUGGAAAGCUGUAAUAAACAUAGAUGAACUGUG
Messenger RNA from Pygocentrus nattereri (red-bellied piranha), 2857 nucleotides. It is a transcript of the gene limk1b, whose product is annotated as LIM domain kinase 1b. Bases 488 to 2335 code for a protein of 615 amino acids. Gene Ontology annotation, cellular component: nucleus; cytoplasm; neuron projection. Gene Ontology annotation, biological process: positive regulation of stress fiber assembly; actin cytoskeleton organization; protein phosphorylation. The transcript has 15 exons. Gene Ontology annotation, molecular function: ATP binding; protein serine/threonine kinase activity; protein binding. NCBI's taxonomy places the organism in Eukaryota, Metazoa, Chordata, Actinopteri, Characiformes, Serrasalmidae. The record is from RefSeq and is a predicted model, not a curated record.